UCUCUCUCUCUCUCUCUCUCAUGUACAAGACUCAGUCUGUAGAUAAGCAGCACGCCUCUGGGUUCUACAGUUCCUUCCACACUUCCCCUGAAGGAUACAUGAUGGAAGCAGCCACAGGGUACCCAUCUGUUUUUGUUGUGGAUCCAACACUAAGGGAUGUUCCCUUUGCGCCACCCAGAUGGAGGAGUCGGAAGAAAUGGCAAGCUGGUCAGCUGUUCUUGGGAUUCUUGGUGCUGCUGAUGCUGAGUGGCUUAACCAUCCAAACCUAUCUUCUGAUUUCCUUUCGCAAGGAACUGGAUACAGCAAUGGCACAGGGAACAGCCAAUGCGACUGCUGAAAAAAUUAUACAAGCUCCACUCAAGCUUCCUCUCAAAAGGCCAUCUGCUCAUCUGACACUAGAACCCCCCGACACUGCAAUUAUAGACGGAGUCCUGCAGUGGGAACAUCAGAACGGGUUUGCUUUUCUGCACGACAUGGAUUACAAAGCUGGUUCACUGAUUUCCAAUGAGCCUGGCUACUACUAUGUCUAUUCAAAGCUCACUUUGACAUAUUCAAGCUGUCUAACCAAACACCGGGGAAAUUCCCUGUUCACCCACAGCGUUUACAAGAGGACAUCUCAGUAUCCCGAGGAGUUAUUACUGCUGACCAACUACAUUACCUAUUGCAACUCUAAGGACAGUGAACAGUGGCAGGGCAAUAGCUUCCUUGCUGGGGUGGUGUAUCUAGAAGAGGAGGAAGAAGUGUUCAUCAAAGUAACAAACGGGGAGCUGUUGUUCUACAGGGAUGACUCGAUAUCACAUUUUGGCACCUUCAUGAUCUAAAGGCUUGAAGGUUGUGCAUAGACUUGAUUUUAGUUGAGCAAUGAGAAGGGCCUCUUUCUUGUACUGCAGUGGAGUCACCUCUCAACAUUGCUUCAGCCGUUUUUCAAAUACACUGAAGGAAGGGCAAGGGGCCUGCUCAUUUUUUCAGAAGAAAAAGUUGUUUGAUAAACUGUUGGAUAGCCAUGACCAAAAUAGAAAAGGAUGAGAAAAUAUUUGGGGGUGGGAGGGAGGACAUAGAGCUAGCUGACAUUUCUUUGACUGGCAUCCCAAAUGUAUGCCUGUUUUAGGUGACAGGCGCACUUCUUUUGGGAGAGGGGGCAUCUAACUCUGUUUUUUAUACAUUAUUAUUUGAAAAGCUGUAAAAUCCUGCAAAGGCAGUUUUAUAAGGAGUCAUGGUGGACAAAGAAAAUGAGAAGACAAUGUAUCACCUCAUGGUCUCUGAAAAGCUGCUGUAUGUACAGGAACCUUUCCUCACUUGCACCUACUCACAACAUAAACCUGCCCUGGCAGUCUCUAGGUUCUGCCUUGUCCCCAUGAGGUUGCCUUUGUCUUGUUCCCAGCAGCCCAGCACCGAGAAAAACCUUGUAAUGAUAUUUUCCUCUCUUAUCUUGACCCUUCCUGAGGGCAGCCUUGAGUUGUGUAAACUUUGUUGGGUUUUGUCACCCUUGGAGUGAAGUCAGGGAACUACCCCUGAGUGGAAACAAAAGUAAUGGAGGCAGGGCAUGGAUGGGCUCUGGGCAGAGACAAGUUCUGCCUGGAUGAGCUUGGAGGAUGGGCAGCACUUCAACUCUGCAGUAGAGGAAGGCCCUAAGAUCAAGAUUGUGGACUCAUGAGUCACUUCAUCCUGAAUGGUCUAACCAGCACAUUCCAGAAUGCCAUUUUAUAAUUACACUGACACAGCAUUGUUGAGCCAAGGAGCUUCCUGUGCUGGCGACUGUUGCUUAUCAUUGCAGUGAAAUGUCAAAUGUAAGCUAAGCUUGAACGACUGAGCAGCUUUCUGACUAUGACAUGGGUCCGAUAGUCAGGAAUAAAUAGCCAUUCCUUUGUUAUUGGCUUCAGAGCCCAGGAAGCCAUUUAGUACUUGGAUAGACAUUGCCACUUUGAGCCUUUAGGCCUUAUUUAUUCUCUGAUGCUUCUCCCUCAUCUCCUACCAAAGGAUCUUGGAAGGGGUUAUAUUAACCAUUCUCUUCUAUGAGUGCCUAGCUGCUUUUCCUUUUGCACAGUGGCUGCAUUAACAUAGGAAUAUCCAUAGAAUAGUAUUGGAUCACGUGAUCGUGUCACUACUGUAAUGCCCAAAGAGGGCAGCCUUUCCUGGAUUAGUCACUGGCUCAUGCUAACCGAUCAGGAAUUAUGUACUAAACAGAGCAACUCUUGCCAAACCGUUUGACCAAUUAUAUUUGGUUACAUAAUAUCUCUUAAGGAAAAGAGGAGCAUUGAAAUAUUAUUGAAAGCAGAGGAAGUAUGAUACUUUUUGAAAUAUGUGUGGAUGGCCACCUUAAUACUGAAGGUAUGAUUAAAAGUAAAUCUAACCAAAAUGACCUUUGCUCUAGUGCUUAGAGAAAUCAUUCAGUCCUUUAUUAAAUAAGAAGGAAAUGGAUUAAUUCCAAAUCUUGUAUUGAAUGGGAUCACUAUACAUUGGCGUAAACCAGGGUCCCAAAGAAGGGCACUAAGCAAUUUUAAUGAAGCAGCUACUGUAUGUAUGUGAUAAAAUAAAAUUUCAAAGAUUAAUGUGUCUUUACUGAAAUAUAUUGCUUGUGGGACUGCUCUGAAAUAGGACUUGAAAACUGCAGCUAUGAUCAAAUAUGGCAGCCAGGGAUGUUCCCAUGCCAUAUUACAUCUUGUUUAAGUUACACUGGUUUCCAGAUUAUUUCCCAGCACAGUUCUUGUACUCUAUUACCUUUAAAGCUUUCAUCAGUUUAGAUGGAGGUUUUCCUCAUUGCCUCUUGACCUUGCAGGACACAGGUUAGCUGGCAGAAAUGUCUGUGGAGUAGCAGAGGAAAGGUCCAAAAAAUCAACAGCCAAUUGAAGUCCUUUUUAUCUGUGUUGCAUGUAAAAAUGGGGUAAGAUCUUGAUCAUACAGUUGCAGCAUGUUCUUUUUUUUAACCUCCUCUGCAGACAUUCUGGGAUAAUCUCACUUGCAGGACCAUGCCCUGGAAAAUUUAGUUAGCUCCCUAGCUUUCACUCUUGAGAGAUUGGUCAAAGCCUCUUCUUUUUCCAGGCUUUUUGGGAGAGUUAAGCUUGGCAUCCUGCUGCUAUACUUGAUUGACUAUUAUUCAGUUACUUCCUAUUCUUUUAUGUUUUAUUGAGAUAUUGCUAUGAUUCGAUACUAUAGGCUUUUCAUCUGUAUAAUAAGUAACCUUAUUAUUUGUUUUGGAAUUGAAAGACUGGUUUUAUAUCUCUGAAAUA
Crotalus tigris (Tiger rattlesnake) is the source of this 3227-nucleotide messenger RNA. It is a transcript of the gene TNFSF14, whose product is annotated as TNF superfamily member 14. Gene Ontology annotation, cellular component: membrane. Gene Ontology annotation, molecular function: tumor necrosis factor receptor binding. The coding region runs from base 21 to 821 and encodes 266 amino acids. The transcript is spliced from 4 exons. The record is from RefSeq and is a predicted model, not a curated record. Gene Ontology annotation, biological process: immune response. NCBI's taxonomy places the organism in Eukaryota, Metazoa, Chordata, Lepidosauria, Squamata, Viperidae.